AUGCGGAGAGUUUAUCUGUCGAAAUACGAGAGAAAUGAUCCUCUGGAGAAAAAUUACUGGAGAGGACUCAUUGAGGAAAUUGAGGAUGCAUCCAAGAAGGGCAAACACAGACCACGGGGCACAGCAGAGCUCUUCCAACCAAUUCCGGAAAAACUCAAAAGUAGGAUUGGAAGGAUAAUCCCCUUGGAUUUCUUAACGGAUAAAUUCCAAAUUGACGAUGAUAUAUCAUCCGUUGGGGCUAAUACUGAAAAAUCCGAUGAUUCUGAGUCUUCAAUUAAGGGAAUUCUCAAGACAAAACUCUCAAAGAAGGAUGGCACGAAGAAUGAGAUUUUUGCAAUGAAAUUCGAAACUGUUGGCCUUCCCAAAAGGCUCGGAAUUGAGAAGAACAAUUGGAUAUCAGAAUACAUCCGGAAACCACGGAAGGAGCGAGUUAAGUGGCAAUCAAAGCUUCACCGGAUUAAUGAUAAAACGUGGCACCUCCAACCCCUACACGAUAAAGUUGAGGACCUCGUGGAUAUGGCAGCACAGGAUUUUAGUGACUGGCUCAAUUCCUUGGCCAGCGAUAAAUCCUCCCGCACUGUGACAAAGGAGAGGAUAAAACAGCUCUUCCCCGUUCUGGCAACCGGAGACUCCCUCCGUGGCCUCGAAGUAGACUACAAGGACCUCUACAUCCUGCCCGAGGAAAUCCUCGAGCAGUAUCGCCUUGGACAUGAGCGGAGUUUGCCACACAAUGUGGAACGCAUUCGACGUCGAGACGCCAUCGAGAAUCGAAAAGCGGAAAAAUACGUGGCCUUUGGGAAAAAUCUACCCGUUCAAUUGCGUCACAGGAAACGUGAGGUGCGCGAGGUGGAGCCGUCCAAGACAAUUUUCCCAGAGGACCUUCGCACGAGGGAGACACUUUUUAGGGGAAUUGAAAAUCUUCAAUCAACGAAACUUUUUAUUGAUCACCUGAAGAAACAUCCGGAACUCUCAAAGCCGGAAUAUCUCAUCAAACGCGGUGCAUUUGCAGCCUCUGAAGAACAUCAGAGAAAAUUUAGUCAUGUCCCUUUGAAGGAUCUUCUCUUUAAGACAAAUUAA
Molecule: messenger RNA, 1077 nt
Organism: Lutzomyia longipalpis
Lineage: Eukaryota; Metazoa; Arthropoda; Insecta; Diptera; Psychodidae
Exons: 5
Coding region: 1-1077 (358 amino acids)
Source: RefSeq, a predicted model, not a curated record